Branchiostoma floridae (Florida lancelet) is the source of this 1939-nucleotide messenger RNA. RefSeq names its product neurogenic locus notch homolog protein 1-like. The transcript has 8 exons. Gene Ontology annotation, molecular function: calcium ion binding. The record is from RefSeq and is a predicted model, not a curated record. NCBI's taxonomy places the organism in Eukaryota, Metazoa, Chordata, Leptocardii, Amphioxiformes, Branchiostomatidae. The coding region runs from base 1 to 1176 and encodes 391 amino acids.
AUGGGGCAAUGCAAAUCUUGGGGGGUCUAUGCCCUUAAGUGCUACAUCAACGCCUGCUCGCCCAAGCCGUGCCAAGCCCAGGCCACCUGCACAGAUAACCCCGCCCCUUCACUGGACGCAACCUGUACCUGUAACACAGGAUAUACAGGAGAUGGUCGCGCUGACGGAACUGGAUGUUCAGACACCAAUGUCUGCUCGAACUCGUCCAACCCCUGCCACGCCCAGGCCACAUGUACAGAUCACCCCGCCCCUUCACUGGACGCCAACUGUACCUGUAACACAGGAUAUACAGGAGACGGUCGCACUAACGGAACUGGAUGUUCAGACAUCAACGUCUGCUCGAACUCGUCCAACCCCUGCCACGCCCAGGCCACCUGUACAGAUCACCCCGCCCCUUCACUGGACGCAACUUGUACCUGUAACACAGGAUAUACAGGAGACGGUCGCGCUAACGGAACUGGAUGUUCAGACAUCAACACCUGCUCGAACUCGUCCAACCCCUGCCACGCCCAGGCCACCUGUACAGAUCACCCCGCCCCUUCACUGGACGCCAACUGUACCUGUAAAGUCGGAUACACAGGAGAUGGCCGAACUAACGGAACUGGAUGUUUAGACAUCAACGCCUGCUCGAACUCGUCCAACCCCUGCCACGCCCAGGCCACCUGUACAGAUCACCCCGCCCCUUCACUGGACGCCAACUGUACCUGUAACACAGGAUAUAUAGGAGACGGUCGGACUAACAGAACUGGAUGUUCAGACUUCAACGCAUGCUCGAACUCGUCCAACCCCUGCCACGCCCAGGCCACCUGUACAGAUCACCCCGCCCCUUCCCUGGACGCCAACUGUACCUGUAAAGUCGGAUAUACAGGAGACGGUCGGACUAACGGAACUGGAUGUUCAGACAUCAACGCCUGUUCUCCCAACCCGUGCCAUGUGAACGCCACCUGCACAGACAACCCCGCCCCAGCCCUGGACGCCAGCUGUGCUUGUAACGCUAAUUAUACCGGGGACGGUGUGGUCAAUGGAACUGGAUGUUCACUGCAGGCCGGAGCUGCAAACUUUGCAUUUUUUCCGCCACUUGCUUAUACUUUGAUGGUCGUUUUGUCAGUCUGUGGUUUCGCUCUAGCUGGAAGCGUGGUACAUUUCAAAAGGUCUCACAGUUAUGACACAACUUAAUACGGCGACACCUGACAUUCUAUAGAAUCUGUUUUCAAUUGCCAAUCCUUAGUUUAAAACUGAAAACAUGGCAUUAAAGAAAACACGUGUUGUUGAAGACCUUUAGUCAAGAAAUAUAGACCAGGACCGGUAAUGGACAUGAGUAAGGUUUACGAUUAUUUGAUUUGUUUUCUUACUUUUCUAUCUGUUUUCAUUUAAAACAGUCCCAGUUUUUUUUUCAUUCUGUUUUAUAUUAUACCAAUGUUGAAACGAACUGUGUUACCUAAAUUACAAGUUGUUACAUUUCUUUUUCUUGUGUGUGUGUUUUGAGCACCACUGAAAACUAAUUUAGUAGCAUUGAAUUGGCCACCCAGUAAAAAAAAUCGUUAAUCUAAAGUUAUAUGCAGAGAUUUCAACUUUUCUGAUAUUCUAUCCGAGUUAUUAAUCUGAGGUUGACAAGAAGAUAAGAUGUUGGUGUAUAUCAAUUCAUGAUUCUAUAGAAUAUUACAAUAUGUAAUAUGAAAAAUUACUAAGUCAUUCCAUGUUAGAUCAUACUUAUACAAUAUGUAUUUUUUUCUUACUAGUAAAUUACUGCUAUGCUUGUCUGCGUGUUAUGCUACGGUCACAGUUCGUAAAAGGGGACCCGGCGGGUAGUUUACGGACUGUUUUGCCGGGCGUGACCCGUACAUGGGCCCGUGGGUCACCCUGCGGCUACAUUGGGGCACGGCCGGGCCCCGUAUUUCUUUUAACUCGGCAUUAACAUCAGCCUGGGACCCGGCUACCG